This is a messenger RNA of Exophiala mesophila, 2617 nucleotides long. RefSeq lists its product as uncharacterized. Bases 1 to 2244 code for a protein of 747 amino acids. The transcript has a single exon. The record is from RefSeq and is a predicted model, not a curated record. NCBI's taxonomy places the organism in Eukaryota, Fungi, Ascomycota, Eurotiomycetes, Chaetothyriales, Herpotrichiellaceae.
AUGCAACUCAGAAAGAGUGUUUGCAGGCCUGCACGGUUUGACGAAGACUACGAUGUACAGGACACUCCUCGCCCCUCUACCAAGCCCGCAUUUAGCAAGAUGAUGGAAGCCCGUAUCAUUCCUUUCAACCCAGAUCAUCCUCCGGCAGCAUUUCCAUCCCUCCCUAUCAAUGGAUCAGUCACUCUUCCCGUGCCUGGCACCUGCAAAGAGAUGCCAUCAUGGUCCACCAUAAGAUCUACAAUGACUGCCUCAAUCCCGUCAACAAGAUACGCUGUGGAAGUUGUUCAACAUUCAAAUGUCUCUCCGACCUUAGAACAAAUGCAGAUGGAUGUGAAAUCAUGGCCGUCUUUGCCAAUAUCCGUUCAGUAUCAUAUCUACAAACGAAUGUCGGUCCUUUAUCGCGGCCAAAGCGUGUCAGAUCUUCUAGGCCUGACAGAUUUGCAAUUCAAUGACCUUCUAAUGGCAGUACGGAUCAGAGAUGAUAUGCAGUUCACAGAGAUGCAGCUCUGGAACCAAUACGCUGGGAUGUCUGCAUUUGGCGAUGGUGAUAUGGGUGCGGCAGGCCGUACCCGUGUCGAGGAUUUGGGCAGUGAAAUUCUGUCAGCACUCAGUCCGAGCAGUACAGUCCAUUCUUUCACACACGCCCAAGACGCGCUUCGUUUCCAUGGAACGGGUUCUGUUCAGUCAGCUCUCUGCUCUAGCCAGCUAAAUGCAUCCGUCCGGCUUCCCAUUGAUCCUCAAGUUCUCGCCCAGAACCUCGACCACCUCGCUUUGGCCAGCAGCUAUGAGUUGGCGUACGAAGCAGAACUCAAUCGAGCCGAACAAUUUCUCAAAACUCGCAACAUCUCUACUGCAGUCCUUGGAACAUGGGUUCCAGACGCUGCACCAGGUGAAGAGAGUGAGUGUUUUACCUUCCUGUCCGAACAAGUUGCGGCACGUUUGGGCUGGUUGAACAUACCUCCGACCACAGUGGAAGGUAAAGACUUUAGUUGUGUCCCAUCGUGGAAGAGGGGAUGGCCACCAUGGCAACAGAGACAGCCAACUGAUGACACCUCUCCUGUUGUGGAUUGUCCAUAUAGCAGCAAAGUCUCUUCCCUAUGCGGCUCCCCAUCGCAAUCAGGACGCGGAAAAAGCAGCGCACCCGCAAGUCUGACACGCAGUCCGCCACACUCUUUGACUAUCGCGUCAACCCCGAAGAAUAAACCUCUGCUUCCUUCGCCCGAUUUUUCUCAAUCGAACCUGCCAGAAUCGGUUCCAAAUGUUUCUUCAAUCCCCCAGAUACCCAAAAAUGUCUCGACCCAGGAUGAACAUCAGGAUUCAAAUGGGGGCACUAUUCUAGCCCAACCUGGGAGGCGGGAGACCGAGCGUCUGACACUGGAAAGCGAUGAAGUCGAAUAUAUUGAUACUGUUACUCACCCCAUUUCGCGGAGUUUUGCUCACUUGAGCUUCAUGACACUCAAGUUCCACAAUAUUGCCGACUUCAGAAAAGUUGUCUUCACGUCGAUCCGACCAAAAGUCUCAGAACUUGCGUCCUUGCCAACGACAGGAGAAGUCGAGACUCCCAAAACACCAGGGCGUCAAGUGCUGGAAUCGUCGGGGGGCACGUUCGUCAGCCUUAAGUACACUCCGACUAGGUCGACAGAUAGCACCCGGAAGAUUAGUGGACCAGCACACGACUCUUCCCCCGCGAAGAUAACCCCCUCUACACCUCCACCAAAGGAAUACCCAGGAGAUGCAGGUCAGGUGCAGGGCAAGGGGAAGGGAGAGGGGAAGAGAAAGAUAUCGGAUAUCGAUGAUUCUCCGCGCGAGAUAUCACCGCCUCCACGCCCGACAAAACUACUCAAGAAGUACACUUUCCCUCGCUCCUUUGACAUUUCUCAGUUGACGACUCUGCUUCCUAUGUCGCCACUGGUUCCUAUCUCACUAAGCGGAGCCCGUCAAACAGUCGAAUCUGAAGCCCAAACACAACCUGUUUCGACUGAGGCUACUACGACACUCAGCUGCCGUAGCAGGCCCCUCCCCACUGCGGCGUCCGCAAAAACUCCGUCUCCACCUUUGGACUUUGCUGCAGAACUCUUUACGCCUCUACGACGACCAACUUGGUCUCCAAUCCCGGAGAACAUGGAUGAUGCUGAAAUGCAGGCAUCUCUCGCGCGUGUUGCAGCUCCGAUUCGUUUCAACACUAUGACAGGUGUUGUUGACACAGAAGAGUCGAGAUCUAAGUCGACGAAUCAGAAUGCUUAACCUGCUCAGUAACAAAGGAGCGACCUCGACGCUCUACUCUAGGCUACUUUGUGGGGAUAUGGCCGUUGCUCCAGAACGAUAUCAAUCAAAACACCUGCAAUACUUGGAGUCGAGGCAUGCCGAUGGAGAUGGGCGCUGAAGAUACACGAACCAGAACCGACAAUGUUCUUGGUGUUCAUGGCGGAGCCAGAGUUUUUGCAUUGCCUCUCCUCCGGGUGGCUAGCUGGUAAAGGGCAACAAUUUUAGUAGCUAGCUACCUAGCUAAUUCAAGAGAAUCACCUCUCCAAGAAGGUCGCAGUAAGGAUAGACUUUCCUGUGCUGAUUGUGACUUUGGGAGAAACACAAAGUGGUACUAAUACCCAGACUGUUCUCU